GUAAUGCGCAUCUUCUUUGUGCUCGCCGCCGCUAAGCUGCAGCGAAGAAGAAGCAGCGCGUGUCAGGGUGACACGGAGGAAGAUGGCGGCCGUGGUGGACAGAGUUGAUGUUAGCUCCUUGGACUCGGAUUCGCCCAGACUCAGCACUCCUCCGCCGGACCAGCCGCACCAGAACAACCCGCUCCUCGGGCUGCCCAUCGUGGCCAUCGAGACCAUUCUCAAUUUUCUGUCUUACGACGAAAUAAGCGUGCUGCGCUCGGUGUGUAAGCGCAUGGACAUGAUCUGUCAGCGUGUCCUGAAUCAAGGCUUCCUGAAGGUGGAGCGUUACCACAGCCUGUGUCAGAGACAAGUCAAAGCCCAGCUGCCCAGGCGAGAGUCGGAGAGGAGAAACCAUUCGCUGGCUCGCCAUGCCGAUAUCCUGGCUGCCGUGGAAACGCGCCUUUCCUUGCUCAACAUGACCUUCAUGAAAUACGUCGACUCCAAUCUCUGCUGCUUCAUCCCUGGAAAGGUGAUUGAUGAGAUUUACCGUGUGCUGCGUUACGUGAACUCCACUCGGGCUCCUCAGCGGGCUCACGAGGUUCUGCAGGAGUUGAGGGACAUCUCCUCCAUGGCCAUGGAGUACUUUGAUGAGAAGAUCGUCCCCAUCCUGAAGAAGAAGUUGCCGGGAGCCGACCUGUCCGGGCGCCUCAUUGGCUCUGCACCAGGUAAUGGGCGUGUGCUUUUUCAGACGAACAAAGAUCUGAGUCACAGCUUCAAAAAGGUUCAGUGA
Messenger RNA from Thalassophryne amazonica, 769 nucleotides. Its product is annotated as F-box only protein 28-like. Lineage: Eukaryota; Metazoa; Chordata; Actinopteri; Batrachoidiformes; Batrachoididae. The transcript is spliced from 4 exons. The record is from RefSeq and is a predicted model, not a curated record. Bases 83 to 769 code for a protein of 228 amino acids. Gene Ontology annotation, biological process: protein polyubiquitination. Gene Ontology annotation, molecular function: protein binding.